GGAAAAUGUUUAUAAAUUUGUUUAAGAAGAAACCAAUUAUAAAAAAUUCUUCUGAAUCGUCAUACACGAGUAACUUCAGUGAUGGAGUAUCGGGGGGUAAGGUAAUAAAAAAGUCUCGGGAUGCGGUCGUUCAGGAUGCUGAGUCAUUGUGGGAUUGCAGAGACCGAAUUUUGUUGAGUGUGCGAAAGAUAAAGACCAAAGAUCAAGUCGAGAAGGAAGUCGAGAAAGAUAAAGUUAAUAAGCAACUUGAAGAAGCACCUAUAAUCGUCGAGGAAUUUCAGACUGACAUCACAACAGCGAACCUAAAGGUUAAUGUUUCAAGUCAGACAAACGAUCAAUCAAUGGGCCUGGUGGUUACGUUUAAGUCAACGACUGAUAAGAGUCAACAGACGAGCACCGAAAAAUGCAUAAAACGCGUUGCAAAAAAGACCAUACUUCCGCCUGUGAUUAAACCUCAGAAUAUUAAAUGGGAUGAAAGUUGUACACCAAUGAAAGAAUAUACCACAUAUAACUCUAUAAUUCACAAGCUGUGUCAACUGAAAACGAGUAAUAUGACAUUUCCAAGACAUGUCGUGAAUAGGAUACUCUCGCCGGUAAGCAAAUUGGUAUAUGUAAUAUACGCGUGGUCUUUAAAUGUCAUAAGACAGCGGUGAAUAAGAAUGUACUUUAUGUUAAUGUCCAUGACUGUAUAGUGUAUACUGUAUACCUAUUAUUGGUGACUUACAUAAUAAAUUUGUAUUCUAUUGUAUAUAAAAAAAUAGUAUUAAAAACAGGUGAUUAUUUAA
Rhopalosiphum padi (bird cherry-oat aphid) is the source of this 785-nucleotide messenger RNA. RefSeq lists its product as uncharacterized. The coding region runs from base 6 to 653 and encodes 215 amino acids. The transcript has 3 exons. Lineage: Eukaryota; Metazoa; Arthropoda; Insecta; Hemiptera; Aphididae. The record is from RefSeq and is a predicted model, not a curated record.